CCGUCCGGGCCAGGAGUGGUUGAAUGACUCACUCCUCCCAGCCUGCACUCAUGAACCGAGGCCAGGCCUGUCUCCUAGCAACUCAGGAGAACCUGCUGAUGUCGAGAUCUCAGUGCUGAAGCAUGACUUGAACAAUGUGGAACAGAUGCCAAGAACCAUAGCUCGGGAUGGGCACCCGGCCAGGGCUGCUUCUGCCAAUCGUGGUCUUGCUGCAGUUGUGGGGGACACGGGGCUACAAUCCAGAGACCUGCGGGAAGCGGCCCUUGGCACCCAAGCAUGGCAGGAGUGUGCGGAUUGUGGGUGGCAUCGACGCCUCGCCCGGAAUGUGGCCUUGGCUGGUCAGCAUCCAGAUCCCCUCUUCCAAGGGACCUCGGCACUCAUGUGGGGGGUCCCUCCUUGCCGAGCACUGGGUCCUCACCGCAGCUCAUUGCUUCAAGACCAAGAAGAGCUCAUUGCAUCUUUGGCGGAUUGUGGUGGGAGCAACAGAUCUUUCCAAGUUGCCAGACAAUGUGCAGCUACACUCUGUGAGCAAAGUGGUCCUCCACCAAGACUACAAUCCCCUCACGGAGGAUAAUGACAUCGCGCUGAUAAAGCUGGACAGCCCCGUGACCUUCAACGACUAUGUGCAACCAGCCUGCUUGCCUCGGGUCACGAUGGGCUCUGAAACCAGCUUCACGAGCUGCUUUGUCAGUGGCUGGGGAAUCACUGCCCAAAACAGUGUGAAGACCUCUGAUGUCUUGCAGGAAGCCAAAGUGAAUAUUCUGGAGACGAAGAAAUGCAACAGCAGCCAGUGGUACAGCGGGGCCAUGAGUCUUCACACCUUGUGUGCUGGAUAUGAGGAAGGAGGGAUUGACACUUGCCAGGGGGAUAGUGGAGGGCCGUUGAUGUGCAGGACGCCCCCCACUUCUCUGUUCUACGUGGUUGGGAUCACCAGCUGGGGCAAGGGCUGUGGUGAGGCCAACAGUCCAGGUAUUUACACUUCCGUCCGGCAUUUCCUUGAAUGGAUCCUGGGAGAAAUGAUUGAAAUAGAUGGAGGAACAGCCACCGAGAAGCAACAUCCCCAAAAGCAUACAAUGGAAGACUCUGUCACACUCCUUCCUGUUGAAACAGCGACUUUGCAACCCCCAGAAGACCUCCUGGAGGUAAACUUCACCUACAGCUCUCCAGAGCUUUCCACUGAACGCAACGAUGGCGAUGAUCACCAGCAGGACAAGUCUACUUUGAAGGCUCUGUUGGAAGAGACGGAGCCCACAAUUGCUUUGCAAGCCCCCUUUUUCCCCCCCAGAUUUUUACCUCCAUCUAUAGAGCCUCCAUAUAUCCCUCUGGAGCAAUCUGUCACUUUGGAACCACCCUUCUAUCCUAAGGAAACCCCUCCUACAGCACCAGCGCCCCCUUAUAUCCCCAAAGAAACCCCUCCAACGUCUCUGAUGGCUCCGUACAUUCCUCCUGAAGUGAGGGUGAGUGUGGAGCCUCCGUACAUUGCUGAAGAGGAGCCCUACGUCACUCCGGAGCCCCCCAUUCUGCCCACAGAGCCCGUAUAUGUAUCCCCCCAACCAGCUGAUGAGAGAGCUGCCUAUAGCUUUUUAUCUGAGCAGACCUCCUUUGGAAGCACCCCAGAACCCCCACCUAUUCUUCCAGAAGAGCCCCCAUAUAUUCCCCCACGAAAACCCCACCCUGCUGAUGGCCCCCACACUCCUCCGCAUCUUCCGUAUGACUCCCUGGCGAGAGAGGUCCCUCUGGAGCUCCCCUACAUUCCUCCGGAGAAACCCCUCCCUAUUGAGCAUCCUUAUACCCCCCUGGAGCCCCGAUACACUCCUCCAGAGCCCCCCUUGGUUCCUUCAGAGAGACCUGCGGUUCUGGACUACCCCUACACUCCCCCAGAGAAACCUCGCCCCAUUCUGCGCCCUUACACUCCCCCGCAGCCCCUCUACACUCCCCCGCAGCCCCCCUACACUCCUGAAGAGGCGACUGCUCUCCUGGAGCAGCCUUACGUUCCCCCAGAGAGGCCUCCACAUAUGAGGCAUCCUCAUGCUCCUCCGAAGCCACUCUUGGCUCCUGUGGGGUUCCCCUACUACCCUCCAGAGGCAGCAGCGUCUCUGGAGGACUUGGACGCUCCUCCAGAGAAAAUUCACUUUUUAUGGCCCCGAUACGUCCGGCGAAGGAAAACUCACUCACUGGAGCCCCCGAAGAUGCCCCAGAUGGAUGGCCCUCAGCAGCCCUUAGCUGGCCCCCCUGCUGGCCAACGCAUGCAGGAACUGCCUGUGGGCUUGGAGCCCCCACAUCUCAUCCCAGGGACACUUGGCUCCCGCCAGUGGCAAGCGGUUCCUCCGGGCAAACUCUGA
This is a messenger RNA of Candoia aspera, 2342 nucleotides long. RefSeq lists its product as uncharacterized. Gene Ontology annotation, molecular function: serine-type endopeptidase activity. The transcript has 5 exons. Gene Ontology annotation, biological process: proteolysis; acrosome reaction. The record is from RefSeq and is a predicted model, not a curated record. Lineage: Eukaryota; Metazoa; Chordata; Lepidosauria; Squamata; Candoiidae. The coding region runs from base 168 to 2342 and encodes 724 amino acids.